UUCUCUUUAAUUCAGCAGACUGCAGUGCUCAUUCCUCGUCAUGAAAUUAAACUAUUUUGCCCUAACAUUGACUGGACACUUUUCCAUUUUGGUAAAAUGCUUUGGAAGACCAACGGCUGACUGAUCGCCCCACCGACGGCUCAUGGUGCAUACCUCCCCAUGGCCCCCGUCCCCUGCCUCAUCACCGCCACACUCCUGCUCAGCGUCUGGCUCUGUGGUGCCAAUAGUCCAACAUGUCCGAAGCGAAUCGAUGUGAAAGUUGGAGACAAGGUGGAGAUUCCAUCAUGCUCAACAGCAGGGAUCACCGAAUCAUAUUGGAAAUACGAAGGGGAUAAAAUUGUUCAAGAUCUCCAAGUCAAACCGUCCCGAUUCAAAGAAAGAAUUGUCACGAACGACACAACUUAUAAUUUAAUCCUCUCUGGUGUAACUCAGCAAGACUCUGGGACAUUUGGAUUUUUCUCAUCAAUGGAAAAUAACCAACUUCCAACCGUCUUCUUCAACCUGAGAGUCUAUGAGGCCAUAACUCGCAUCGACGCACGGGAAAUAAAUUCCACCUGGGAUCCUGAUGCCAGCAAAUGUGAAAUUUGGCUUAAGUGCACCGCCUUGCAUUCUGAAAGCGGGAACAGCGUCAACUACACCUGGACCAUCGGGAAUGAAACCAACACGGGUGCUACAUUCAGAUACGUCACCACAGAGGGCGAGGACACUGGCAAGUGCACCGCUUCCAAUCCCGUCAGUGAGAAAUCUGCAUCGGUACAGGUGGACUGCCGCAACAGCACGCAGGAUGGAGCAGUUGGCCGCACAGAUCAGAGCACUCCAAUUCCAAAGAUCUGGAUCUACAUCUCAACUGGGCUGGGAGUACUGGUCCUGGUACUGGUUUUGGUUUUCGUCUGUGGUUUUCGUAGGAGAAAUGCAGCACCAGAAGUUAUGGACACCGUGUACGACAGCAUUGAAAAUGUUGAACGGAAAGCGACCACGUCAAAGGAUGAGCUGAGUCUGGGACCACUCUAUGAACUGAUCCAAAACGUUGAAGCUAAGCCCCCACAGCAGGAGAGCAAUGGAAACACCAUCUAUUACACUGUUCAGCAAAGCCGCCUUAUGGACCCUCCCUCCUAACAAGAAGACCCCCAGAGCUGCUGCUGGCUCAAGGUGGUUCCUGGAGAAGAAGACGUCCAAAUAUACAAACCCAAAUGAGAUUGCAGCAUCCUAAAACCAAAUGCUUAAGAUUUGUUUGUUGGUCAUCUGUGUGUGUGUACUGUUUAAAAAAGUCUUUUCUAACUAUUCUCUAGUGUCUAUAUACAGAUUGUUGAUAAGAUUAGCAUUUGGGAAAUAUCACCCACAAAUAAAAUUUGGGAGCAUUCAAACUAUCAAAUAUACCUGCUGACAAACAUGCUUAAAUUGCCUAAAUGCGUCAGCAUUUCAAGCAUCAAGUUGACUUUAUACAACUUUAUUCAUGACAUUGCCUGUUUCUCCCAGAUUCAGACUUGGUUUAAUUCCAAAUUCAUCAUCUUCUGUGCAUAAUGUGGCGUUAGCAUCUUUCAUUGACUUGCAGAGAUACAGUAGCCUAGCUCCUCUUCAUGUGAGGGAAAAUGGCUUAAAUCGAAUGCCUCCCGCACACUCCCAUUCUGGAUACACAGUGAAGAAUUUGGAAUUAUGCAACAUGUCUGAAUCUGGGUAAAGGCAAAGGCCCACCCACUUACAGAUAUCUCUGUAUGCCUUUAAGCUUGUUGAACCAUUUGCAGCCAAAUGGAAGUUGCUGGAAUAAAUUGUGAGAUAAGAAACAAAUAUUUUUUAACAUUAGGUUUCAAAGAGAUGAAAAAAAGAUCCAUGAUAUAAAGGUCACACAAAUCCACACUAUUUUGAAAAUGUAAUCAAAUCAAGAACCCGUCUCGGCCAACCAAAACCCAGGAUCUCUGACCAGCUCGUCCACUUGACCGGCCUCCUUUACCUGAAAAACAAAGAAAAAGGGAUGUGUCAUUUAGAACACACCGCUAACCGCUAGGCUGAUGUCACCAUCAUACCUGUUUGGACACCCUCUGAUGUCAAUAAAUGACUUGUAAGAGUUUAUCAAUAAAUCUUCAGCCUCUCGCA
Molecule: messenger RNA, 2091 nt
Organism: Gadus morhua (Atlantic cod)
Lineage: Eukaryota; Metazoa; Chordata; Actinopteri; Gadiformes; Gadidae
Exons: 8
Coding region: 160-1116 (318 amino acids)
Cellular component (GO): membrane
Source: RefSeq, a predicted model, not a curated record